Aspergillus eucalypticola CBS 122712 is the source of this 1129-nucleotide messenger RNA. RefSeq names its product TDA10 family protein. Lineage: Eukaryota; Fungi; Ascomycota; Eurotiomycetes; Eurotiales; Aspergillaceae. The transcript is spliced from 4 exons. Bases 143 to 1030 code for a protein of 295 amino acids. The record is from RefSeq and is a predicted model, not a curated record.
CUUCCUUCUGGAACGACUCCAGGCCCACCAAGCCCGCCAUCCCACCAACACCCCGCCUUUCUUCCUCGGUCUAAAUGGCGUGCAAGGGGCCGGUAAAACAGUCCUGGUAUGACCCCUUCCUCUUAAUAAUAAUUACGCUCAAAUGCCUUUCAAGGAGGUGAAGAAACAAUUCAGUUUACUAACAAUCAGAUCAAAUGGGGACAAAAAGGUCUCAACCCUCCAAUCCACCCUCCGCUCCCCACCCUACUCCCUCAACGUGGUAACCCUCUCCCUCGACGACCUAUACCUCACGCACUCGCAACAAGAACACCUCGCCGCCUCGCACCCCUCUAAUCCGCUCCUUCAGCAUCGCGGACAACCCGGCACCCAUGACCUGACACUAGCGAAGGAAGUGUUCUCGGCGUUGCGCGCGGGCCAGCGUACCGCGGUCCCGGCGUACGAUAAGUCAGCGUUUUCGGGACAGGGCGACCGCGUGCCUGCGUCUCAGUGGGAGGUAGUGAAUAAGGAGGGUGAGGAGAAGGUGAAAGUGGUGAUUUUUGAGGGGUGGUGUGUUGGGUUUCGCGCGUGGGAUGAGGAGGUGCUGAAGAGGAAGUGGGAGGAUGCGGUUAGAUUGAAGGAAGCCGCUGCUGCUGGCCAGGGUGAGUAUAAGGGGAGAUUGGGACACGUGGAGUUUGAGGAUGUCAAGACGGUUAAUGAGGCGUUGAGGGGGUAUGAUGUGAUUACUGAUCAGUUGGAUGCGUUGAUUCAUAUCGAUGCGCAAGACCUCCAUUUCGUCUAUGACUGGCGACAGGAGCAAGAGAGGACCCUUCGCGCUGCAAAGGGGACUGGUAUGACGGAGGAACAGGUUAAUAAGUUUGUUGAUGGCUACUAUCCCUCCUAUGAACUCUUCACUGAAACUCUCCGGGAGGGUACGUUCAAGCCUGUCCCUCAUGCUACUACAGCAUCUGCUCCACCGACAGGCUGGGAGGGGAGACAGCUUCGAUUAGUUGUGGAUAAGAAUAGAAGAGUGCAGGAGGUUAUCAACAUAUGAGUGCUGGAUAUCUAUUUCUGCGUUCUUGAAGUCCGAAUGGUAGAGGUUUAGAUGUAUAUAUAUUGACACAGAUAGAUCAUCUACUACUAUACACUCUGG